CAUCCCCACCUUUCCUGGCUCUCCCGGCCGCCGCCGGAAGCAUGGGCGCGGACUGGGAGCUGGGGGCUGCGGCGGGGCGCUCGCUGCUGCUGUGCGCCGCGCUGCUGGUCGCGGGCUGCGCGCUGGGCCUGCGCCUGGGCCGCGGACGGGCGGCGGCGGACCGCGGCGUGCUCGCCUGGCUGUGCUAUGACGCCCUGGUGCACUUCACCCUGGAAGGCCCUUUUGUCUACUUGUCUUUCGUAGGAAACAUCGCAGAUUCCGAAGGCUUGAUUGCUUCAUUGUGGAAAGAAUAUGGCAAAGCUGAUGCAAGAUGGCUUUAUUUUGACCCAACCAUUGUGUCUUUGGAAAUUCUGACUGUUGUCUUGGAUGGGUCUCUGGCAUUGGUCCUCAUUUAUGCCAUAGUCAAAGAGAAAUAUUAUCGGCAUUUCCUACAGAUUACCCUGUGCGUGUGUGAAUUAUAUGGCGGGUGGAUGACCUUCUUCCCGGACUGGCUUAUGGGAAGCCCCAACCUCAACACUGACAGUUGGCUCUACUUUGGGGUCUAUCUGGUAUUUUUCAAUAGUGUGUGGGUUCUGAUCCCAGGACUGUUACUGUGUCAGUCAUGGGUAGAACUCAAGAAAAUGUAUUACAAAGGAACCAGUUCAGGGAAAAAGUUUCAGUGACUUUUCAAAAUCACAAACACUGAUUUCUUGCUUUAUAAGCCAGAAUGGAUCAAACCUUCUUGUUUGGCCAAAAUGUAAUGCAUUCCAGUGUAUACUUUCCUUUUAUAGUGUUGUUCCUCAACAGCUUAUUUCAAAUUGAUUGCAAGGUGGCAAGUCUUUGUUUUUGUUUUUGUUUUUGUUUUUCAAUUAAAUGACAAUAUGGGGAACAGAGAGUAAAUUUUAACUUGUAAUGAUAACAUCUUUAAUUAUACACUUUUAUGGCUCUAUUAAUUGUUCCACAUUAUUAAAGCCAAUUAUCAUAAAAUGCUAUAGAGCAUAUUAUAUUAAUUUUUUAUUCCAAGAACAUAUUGUUGCCUCAGCUUUUUUAAAAAUGUAAAUAAAUCCAAGUUAGUUAACA
This is a messenger RNA of Felis catus (domestic cat), 1059 nucleotides long. It is a transcript of the gene EBPL, whose product is annotated as EBP like. Gene Ontology annotation, cellular component: endoplasmic reticulum; membrane. Gene Ontology annotation, molecular function: cholestenol delta-isomerase activity. The record is from RefSeq and is a predicted model, not a curated record. NCBI's taxonomy places the organism in Eukaryota, Metazoa, Chordata, Mammalia, Carnivora, Felidae. Bases 42 to 662 code for a protein of 206 amino acids. The transcript is spliced from 4 exons. Gene Ontology annotation, biological process: sterol metabolic process.